Molecule: messenger RNA, 2565 nt
Organism: Setaria italica (foxtail millet)
Lineage: Eukaryota; Viridiplantae; Streptophyta; Magnoliopsida; Poales; Poaceae
Product: receptor-like protein kinase HSL1
Exons: 3
Coding region: 1-2565 (854 amino acids)
Biological process (GO): protein phosphorylation
Molecular function (GO): protein kinase activity; ATP binding; receptor serine/threonine kinase binding
Source: RefSeq, a predicted model, not a curated record
AUGGCUGCCAUCCGCCUCCUCCUCGCGUUCCUGCUGCUCCUGCUCCAGGCCAUUGCGGCGGCCUCCUCCGACGCCGAACACCUCCUCGCCGCGAGGUCCGCGCUCCGCGACCCCACCGGCGCGCUUGCCAGCUGGGGCGCCGGCUCCGGCCGCGGCUUGCCGUGCCGCUGGGCGCGCGUAACCUGCGCCAACAACUCCACCACGGCCGUCGCCGGGCUCGACCUCUCCCAACUCUCCCUCGGCGACGUCUUCCCGGCCGCGCUCUGCUCCUUGCGCUCCCUGGAGCACCUCGACCUCUCCGUGAACGAGUUCAUGGGCCCGCUGCCGGCUUGCCUUGCCGCUCUCCCGGCGCUCGUGCACCUCAACCUCACGGGGAACAACUUCUCCGGUGAGAUACCAAGAAGCAUUGGGAAUUUGAGUUCUCUGGAGCAGAUCGAGCUCUACGCGAACAAGCUCUCCGGGAGUAUUCCGGUGGGGUUUGGAGGUCUCAAGAGGCUCAGGUCACUGGACUUCUCCAUGAACCAGCUCACUGGGGAGAUUCCAGAGGACAUGUUCAUGGCGCCGAACCUUGCCAGCGUGCACAUGUACCAGAACAAUCUGUCUGGUCGAUUGCCGGCGACGCUGGGGACGGCGCAGAGCCUGUACGACCUGAGGAUUUUCGGCAACCAGUUUUCUGGGUCGUUGCCGCCGGAGUUUGGAAAGAAUUGCCCCCUCGUGUUCCUGGACACGUCGGACAACCGGCUGUCAGGUCCAAUUCCGGCGACGCUUUGCGCUUCCAGGAAGCUAAAGCAGCUCAUGCUACUGAACAAUGAAUUUGAAGGCACCAUUCCGGUGGAAUUGGCGCAAUGCUGGACACUGGUCAGAGUGCGGCUAUCGAGCAACAGGCUGUUUGGUCCGGUGCCGCCCCAAUUAUGGGCAUUGCCGGGUGUCUACCUGCUGGAGCUUCGUGGCAAUGCAUUGUCCGGGACGGUUGACCCUGCCAUUGCUGGUGCCAAGAAUCUAAUCAAGCUGCUCCUGCAGGACAACCGGUUCACUGGUGCUCUGCCUGCCAAGCUGGGGACACUGGCCAAUCUGCAAGAGUUCAAGGCUUCAAACAAUUCCUUCUCUGGGCCUCUGCCGCCAUCGCUCGCCAACCUCUCAUUACUUGGCAAUCUUGAUCUGAGCCACAAUUCUUUCUCUGGAGAGAUCCCAAGGGAUUUUGGUAAGUUGAAGCAAUUAUCACAGCUGUCCCUUUCAGAUAACCACCUCAGUGGGAACGUCCCUUCAGAGCUUGGGGACAUUAUUGAGAUCAAUACGCUUGAUUUGUCGAACAAUGAGCUUUCCGGUCAGCUGCCUGCGCAGUUGCAGAAUCUCAAGCUGACUCAUUUCAACAUAUCCUAUAACAAGCUCUCAGGGACUAUACCCGUUCUCUUCAAUGGAUUAGAGUACCAAGAAAGCUUCUUGGGCAACCCUGGCCUGUGCCAUGGGUUCUGUCAGAGCAAUGGGGAUCCUGAUGCCAAACGACACAACACUAUCAAAUUGAUUGUCUACAUCUUCAUUGCCGCUGCAAUAAUCCUAUUCAUCGGUCUUGCUUGGUUCAGUUACAAGUGCACGUUGCACAAGAUCAGUGCUGCUGAACUGGAUGAUGGAAAGUCCAGCUGGAUGCUCACAUCCUACCAUAGGGUGGAUUUCAGUGAGAGGGACAUUGUGAAUAGCCUUGACGAGAGCAAUGUGAUUGGCCAAGGUGGUGCAGGCAAGGUCUACAAGGCUGUUGUCAGGCCUCAGGGUGAGACCAUGGCUGUCAAGAAACUCUGGCCUGUCGGUGUGGAAAGCAAAAGGAUAGACUCAUUUGAGGCUGAGGUUGCCACACUAAGCAAAGUUCGGCACAGGAAUAUCGUAAAGCUUGCCUGUAGCAUCACAAACACCGUCUGCAGGUUGCUUGUAUACGAGUACAUGCCAAGUGGUAGCCUGGGGGAUAUGCUUCACAGUGCAAAACGCAGCAUCUUGGAUUGGCCAAUGAGGUAUAAGAUUGCUGUUAACGCUGCUGAAGGACUCUCCUACUUGCACCAUGACUGCAAUCCCCCAAUCGUCCAUCGCGAUGUGAAGUCAAACAACAUCUUGCUUGAUGCGGAGUAUGGUGCCAAGGUUGCAGAUUUUGGUGUUGCAAAGACUAUUGGGGAUGGCCCGGCCACCAUGUCAGUCAUCGCAGGAUCUUGUGGAUACAUCGCACCAGAGUAUGCUUACAGUCUUCGUGUGAAUGAAAAAAGUGACAUUUAUAGCUUUGGUGUGGUGAUCUUGGAGCUUGUAACCGGUAUGAAGCCGAUGGCACCAGAGAUUGGCGAGAUGGACCUUGUGACGUGGGUGUCUGCCAAUAUUGCCCAGAACGGGCUGGAGUCUGUGCUCGAUCAGACACUCUCUGUGGCUGAACAGUUCAAGGAUGAGAUGUGCAAGGUUCUGAAGGUUGCACUGCUCUGUGUCUCGAACAGUCCAAAGAGCCGUCCACCAAUGAGGGUCGUGGUGAAAAUGCUGCUGGAAGUCAAGGAAGAGAACAAGCCGAUGUUGAAGUUGACACUUCCGAACAUCUGA